This is a messenger RNA of Paracoccidioides brasiliensis Pb18, 294 nucleotides long. RefSeq lists its product as uncharacterized. Bases 1 to 294 code for a protein of 97 amino acids. The record is from RefSeq and is a predicted model, not a curated record. The transcript has 5 exons.
AUGGCCAUUCGAUUGUUGGAUGCUUGGUUCCAGGGCGGUGAGGUGGCAGAAACAACUCCUGGUCCCAUGACACAGACAAGGCGAUGGCCAAAGGCGGCGGAGAGCGGCACUAAAACAAAAUCCAGCUUGACUCUUCCGCCGCCUUCGGUUUCAGCGUCCAACUACCUGUCUCUCGUCCUUUUCUUCCAACGGGAUAAACACCACCAUCGAAAUGCCUGUCGCGUCAAGAGAGGCCUUUACGGGCUGUAUCUCCCCGCUGGCGGCUACGCGGACUUUGAUGCGUUUGGUCCAUAA